AUGCAAAUGGUGUUAAUCGAUAAGCAGAAAUUUCAAAAACUUUUACUGACUUAUCUAAAAGAUUGGAAAAAUUUUUUGAUUUUAUAAUAAAACAUUAGAUUUAAUGAAUAUCCUUUAAUUUCAUUAGAUAUUUAUGUUAUAGAUUCAUUAAUUAAAGAAAUACCAUGUAUUGUUUUAUAAAUUAUUUAUCCAAAUAAAUAAUAAUAUAAUUCGAUUUAUUUGGAUUGUCUCAAAAUUUAACAGAAGAAAUAGAUUAAUUUAAGUACUAUUUACUGUAUAUAAGAAUCAGUAAGCAUUUAUUGA
This is a messenger RNA of Paramecium sonneborni, 303 nucleotides long. Lineage: Eukaryota; Ciliophora; Oligohymenophorea; Peniculida; Parameciidae. The record is from the annotation of a GenBank genome assembly.